Molecule: messenger RNA, 2440 nt
Organism: Lampris incognitus (smalleye Pacific opah)
Lineage: Eukaryota; Metazoa; Chordata; Actinopteri; Lampriformes; Lampridae
Product: cytosolic 5'-nucleotidase 1A
Exons: 6
Coding region: 166-963 (265 amino acids)
Biological process (GO): nucleotide metabolic process; adenosine metabolic process
Cellular component (GO): cytosol; cytoplasm
Molecular function (GO): 5'-nucleotidase activity; magnesium ion binding; nucleotide binding
Source: RefSeq, a predicted model, not a curated record
UCCCUUAAAAACAUCCGGUCUGAACUUCGCAGCGGUGAUAGCGAGCAACUUUACUCAAAAACAGAGCUGAUGAGCAGAACAACUUAACACUUCCUAGCAAGUUUACACGUCGUAUCUCAGUAUCAAACGUCUCCGCAACACGACGGCGUCUGCGUCCAUCCGUCCAUGGAGCCGGUUGUGCUGAAUACCGAUGUGAGGCAGCGCGACGCAGACCGCUCCGUGGUUGUUGCUGUAAGUUCGCACGCCAUCUUUGAGUCAGUCACUGUGGAUGAACCGACUGAAGACGUUUAUGGAGAAGGAGUUUGCUUCCCAUUUAUGCAGGCAUUACAGAGAGUCAACGAGAGGCUGUUGGAGAGAGAUCCAGAGGAAACGUUGCUGUUUGAUGUCAUCCUGCUUUGUAAAGACAGCGAAGAGCGUCGCGCCCGCGUCAUAGCCAGCACCAAACAUUACGGUCUGGAAAUCAGCAGGUUCUGUUUCUGUAGUGAGGAGGACUCCAUGGAGAUUUUACUGUCAAAUAAGGUCCAGCUUUUCCUGUCGACAGACAAAACUGAGGUCUCGAAGGCCUUAGAAAGAGGCGUGGCAGCUGCGAUGCUGUACCAGCAGACAGAGCAACAGUCCUCAGAGCAACUCAAGCUGCUGUUCUCAGGAGACAUAAUCGGCCCUCCUUCUGACUCCAAUCCCAGCCAGGACUCAGUUCGGGAGUUUGUCCAUCUACUGGGUGAGAUGAGGAGCAAGUUUGGCGUGUAUAACAGCCCUCUCAACACCGGCUUGUUAACGGUGUGGGGAUCCAGGGAUACAUGCGCUGGGGCCCUGAAGACACUGCGGGCCUGGGGCCUUGCCGUGGACGAGGCCUACUCCCUAGCUGGAGCCCCCCGGGGCCCCAUCAUCUCCCUGCUCAAACCUCAUGUCAUAUUCACUGAUGACCUGUAUGCAAGCAGCCCAGCUUCCAUCCAAGAGGAGUGAUGUCAUGUUUUGUUUUGUUUUUUAAUUUGUCUGGUUUUCUGUUACUUGAAUUGCCUGCAUGCGCACACAAGUAGUCUGUUGCUGGGUCAAAAAGCCAAAUAUUAGACAGAAAUCCAAAACAAUGUAAAUAAAUGGUGAGGUUUUUAUAUCUGUUCAACAUACUGCCUACCUUAUUUUUUUUUUAACCCAGGUAAUCUGUGAUAUCAGUCAUUAUUCACAACCGUGCUUCUUUCUCCUAAUUUUCUUUAGUUUUCUAUUUAGAUGCAGUCGCUUUUGUGGCACAAGUUUCCCACGGCGGUGUUGGUGCUGAGUUUUUGUUGAUUUUGUUGACGUGAAGCUGGAGAAAUGUAACACGUAAACGGCAUGUAUGCCUUGUGGCAGGCUCCGGCUCGGAGGCAGUACGCAGUGUGUCCAGCAGGAGGCAGCAUGUGAACAUGUGAUCGCAUGAGCGCGUGCUCUGAGUGGUUUUUGUAAAGCCAGUGCCUUUCAAUGUUUAACACGACCUUUUUAGCUUUCCUCCACCCUUCCAUCUCCAACACUUUCAUGACUGUGGAGGCUAACAGAUGAUUUUGUAACCAUAUCAUGGAGAUCAAUGCUUUUUUGUGUUAUUGUGUGCCUUUUCAUUUACAGAAAUCAUUGUUGCGUUAUUAAUAGCCUACUCACAUUACCUCAUAAAAAGGUUAAACGUAGCUACCUACCAUAACUUUUCUUAAUAGGUUAGUUUUGCCCAUGUUGCAUACCUGUAAAGAUGUAAAGUGAUUUAUAACAUCUAUGCACAAUGAUCUUAAUGAACUGUAAUCCAUUUUAGAUGGUGACAUCUAUAAUCGAGGCAUCUCUUGUUUCCAGCUUUGUCAGGUGAACACUGGUUUGAUUUCAGUCAUCUGGAGGAGGACUGAAAUGGUGGAGAUUGUGGUGUUACUGUAACUUUCAGCGCUCCCCCAUGCUCCUUGCCAGGUCUUUUCAACUUCCCUCCAACCUUCAUCAGUUAAUGACAGUGGUAGAUGUAAUAGAUGAUUUAUUAAUCAUAUCAUAGAAAUCAUGGCCUUCUGCGUGUUGUGUGGAAUUGAUCUUUUAAAGAGAAACGUUGUGUUAUUAAUGGCCAACUCACAUUACACCUAAAAAAAAAAGAUGCUCUGUGGUUAGUCACUGAAAUUCAUUCUCUGCAUUCAACCCAUCUCUAUACGCACACUAGAAACAGUAAGCAGCACUAAGAGCAGUAAAUAAAAUCAUGUUACUACCAUUGUCUUAUAUUUCCAGUGAUGUAAAGUGGUUUAUAACUGCUACGCACAAAAACGUUGAAGUUGUGUUUCUUUUUGAAUGGUGACCUCUGUGAUAGAGACGGCCCUUGUGUGCAGCUUUGUCAGGUUGAGAAAGAUGUGAUUUAAGUUAACUGGUGGAUGAAUGAGGCGGUGGAGAUUGUGGUGUCAUUGUAGGUUUCAGUGCUCUUAAGCUUUAUUUGGUAAAAAAAAAAAACAUU